This is a messenger RNA of Cladophialophora carrionii CBS 160.54, 552 nucleotides long. RefSeq lists its product as uncharacterized. Lineage: Eukaryota; Fungi; Ascomycota; Eurotiomycetes; Chaetothyriales; Herpotrichiellaceae. Bases 1 to 552 code for a protein of 183 amino acids. The transcript has a single exon. The record is from RefSeq and is a predicted model, not a curated record.
AUGACACCACAACCACCCACCCCCGCGUUACCCUCAUUCAUCCACCACUUCGCGAGCCUGUACGACAGCUACAUCCUCCCUCACCUACCCGACCCGCUCCAGUCGCUCUCGAACAACAUCUCUCCGUUCCUCGGCUCCAUCCUGUCUGCCGCGUCGAACGGCGACGUCGUCUCUCUGGCCGCGUUCCUCCUCACCGUCUACCUCUCGUUGAAGAUUGCGGACUACAUCCGGCGCAGCGUGGUCGGCUGGGUGGUCUUUCUCGUCAAGAUCGUCGUGGUGCUGGUGCUCGUGCAGGCCGCCCUCUACGUCAAUCGGAACGGACUACAAAAGGCCCUCGGCGACGCAGAGUGGGUGGUUGGGAUCCUUUGGGGCCUCGUGGAAGACAAGGUCGUGGGCAAUGGGGACGGGAGGGAUAACAGAACCGGCGGAUAUGGAAGUGGGUACGGAAAUGGCGCGUGGGGCAGCAGCAGCAAUUCUCAUGGCAGUCGGCGACAGCAGCAGGGUCCCGUGGGAGGACGAGGACGACAAAAGGCGCGGAGCGCGUGGACGUGA